Molecule: messenger RNA, 1905 nt
Organism: Kluyveromyces marxianus DMKU3-1042
Lineage: Eukaryota; Fungi; Ascomycota; Saccharomycetes; Saccharomycetales; Saccharomycetaceae
Gene: PIN4
Product: Pin4p
Exons: 1
Coding region: 1-1905 (634 amino acids)
Cellular component (GO): cytoplasm; nucleus
Molecular function (GO): mRNA binding
Source: RefSeq, a predicted model, not a curated record
AUGUCUGAAGAACAGCAGCUCAAGGAUCCAGUUCCUGAAAAUGAAGAUGUUUCCCAACAAUCUGGUUCCAAUAAUGUAACAGAGGAAGUCAUUCCCACGGCAAUUGUGAUCAAGAAUAUCCCCUUUGCAAUUAAAAAGGAACAACUUUUGGAAGUUAUUGCCAAGAUGGACUUGCCACUUCCGUACGCUUUCAACUACCAUUUCGACAACGGUGUGUUUAGAGGUUUGGCGUUCGCCAACUUCACAACCACAGAUGAAACCACUAGGGUUGUGCAAAGCUUGAACGGCAAAGAAAUUGGUGGUAGAAAGCUACGUGUAGAGUACAAAAAGAUGCUACCUCAAGCUGAGAGAGAGCGUAUCGAGCGGGAAAAACGUGAAAAACGAGGCCAGUUGGAAGAACAGCAUAGGUCCAUGAGCAAUAUCUCUCUACAGUCCCUUGGGGCAACGCCAUCCUCGGCACAGCCAGGUGGAAACGUCGGAGGUGCUCCACCAUUAGCGUCGAAUAACUCUUCUUCGCAGUUGUUCAACUCGUUUAUCAACUCGGAGUCAACUCCAGGCGCAGUUUCCAUGACUACUGUCCCACCAAGCCCUCAGCAACCUCUCCAUCAUCACCACCACCCACAGCUGUCUGCACAAAACACUGCAACUUCGAUGUCGAUGAUGUCUUUGCAAGGUCUUCCCCAAAUGUCCGAGAGAUUCUACGCACCACUGCCAGCAGCUGCAAACCUAAUGCUCCCACCACAGCAAUUAGAUUUCAACGACCCGGACACGUUGGAGAUCUACAGUCAGUUGUUGUUGUUUAAGGACAGAGAAAAGAGGUACUACGAGUUAGCUUAUCCAAUCGGCGUUUCCGCAACACACAAGAGAAUUAUAAACGUGUUGUGUUCGUUCUUGGGGCUCAUUGAGGUGUAUGACCCAAGCUUCAUAAUAAUCAGACGCAAGAACCUGGACCUUGCGACUUUACAAUCGCAUUUGCAACAACAGGGCCAGCUGGAUAUGAUGCAGCCUUUACAACCAUCGUCCACCGGGGGUUCUAUCUCUAGGUCGCAAUCUUAUACUAGCUUGUUACAAGCACACGCUUCAAUGAAUCACGGCCUGCUUUCCCAAACGAACGGAUCAUCCACGAACUUGGGAAACAUGGCUAACGGCGUACCACAACAAGCCGGUGGUACCGCUUCUCUCGCCAAUGCAUCUACGAACUCUACCACCGGUAGUAACAUGACCAACGUUUCCAACGUUAACAAUGGUGUAGGAGGAGGAACCGGUGGAGUUAGUGGUUCCAACCAACAACCGCACUCCCCAGGCACAACCCUUCUACAAGCUUCGUCUUUGCACCAGGAUAACAACGCUGGCUUGCGAAACCAGGUCCCCACUCCAUCGAUUAUGCAGAAUAGAAUUCCUUCCGGUUUCCAGACCAAUAACCAACAGCAUAUGACAUCUUCGAGCCUGUUACGGAACCAGGGUAUAUCUCCUCCUCAACAGCAGAUUGGUAUCAACCAGCCAAAUGCCGGCCGUGUCCCAUCGUUGUACCAAUCACAGCCAGGCACACCAGGUAUGAAUGAGAACAGAUUCACUCAGUUGACGUCUUCCCAAUUGCAACAACAGCAAUCGCAACAGCAGCAGCAAUCGCAGCAACAGCAGCAACAGCAGGGUCAGGGUCAAGGCCAAGGCCAAGGCCAGGUCCAGCAGCAACCAUUAGCGCCCCAACACACUUCGGAAUCCAUCCACUCCAACUACAGUGUCCAUUCCAUCCACGACUUUGUCCCGGGCUCUAGCAGCCAGGGUUACCCACCCGCUGCUGGUAGCGAUAUGCUCGAAAACAGCUUGACCAGAAGUCUCAGCGGGCUAGAUAUAGGCAAAAGACAUGGAUCUUCUGCAGCAAAUAGCAACAAUCUGUGGGGUUAG